Molecule: messenger RNA, 1239 nt
Organism: Cladophialophora psammophila CBS 110553
Lineage: Eukaryota; Fungi; Ascomycota; Eurotiomycetes; Chaetothyriales; Herpotrichiellaceae
Product: cytochrome P450 oxidoreductase
Exons: 2
Coding region: 1-1239 (412 amino acids)
Molecular function (GO): iron ion binding; 2 iron, 2 sulfur cluster binding
Source: RefSeq, a predicted model, not a curated record
AUGGCUAUACUCGAUUAUCUAGGUUUUGGACGCCCAUCGCCAGCGGCUGAGAGCAAUUCCAAGAGCCCUGUUCGUGCUCUUCCGGCAAGCUGGUACACGUCUGAAGAGAUGUACCAACUCGAACGACGAGCAAUCUUCUCCCGACGAUGGAUGCUCGUUACCCACGGGACGAGACUUAGCCAACCAGGAGAAUACCUGAAGUUCGACGUCGCAGGCUACGAGUUUGUCCUGUGCCGUGACCGGAGCGGGGAAAUUCACGGAUUCCAUAAUGUUUGCCGUCACCGUGCAUUCCCUGUCGUCCAAGGCGAACAGGGAACGGCAAAGAUCUUUGCAUGCAAGUAUCAUGGCUGGUCAUAUGGACUCAAUGGCAAACUCGCAAAGGCCCCAAAGUAUGAUGAACUAGAAGACUUCGAUAAGUCACAGAACGGCUUAUUCCCAAUCCAUGUCCGUGUCGAUGCCAGCGGGUUUGUUUGGGUCAACCUUGACAGUAAGGAGGCUCCCGAAGUUCCAUGGGAGCAGGACUUUGACGGCGUCGACACGCAAGAGCGCUACAAGGUGUAUAACUUUGACGACUACAUUCUCGACCAUGAGUACAAACUCGAUGGUGCGUACAACUGGAAGAUCUUAGCCGACAAUUUUAACGAGUGCUACCACUGUCCCACCGCUCAUCCGGAUAUACCUACUCUCGCAGAUAUCGAGACGCAUGACGUUACCGGCGUUGAUGGAUAUAUUACGCAUCAGUCUAUACCGACGGAGGAGCAAAAGAAGCUCGGUAUGGCUAUAGCCAGCACCUACUUCUUUCCUAAUGUUUCUAUUUCAGUUCUGCCGCACUUUAUUAUGCUCCAGCGCUUUCUGCCCAAAGGACCGAGGAGCUCAUCGAUGCACUAUCAGAUCUACCGGAACAAAAACUCCUCCGAAGUGGAUUUUCAGCGCAUUCACCAGCUAUAUGCCAAAGUCGUGUCAGAGGAUAAAGUUCUCUGCGAACUCACGCAGAAGAACCUCAAUGCGGGCAUCUUCGUGAAUGGCCAGAUGCAUCCAAGGCUUGAGAAGGGUCCGUUGUACUUCCAGCAGAGAGAUCGCGAGGCAAUCAGAGAGCACGUGGAACGGGAGAAGGCUGCGAAGCAAGAGAUAUGGCCUGCUCAGCAGCACUUGCCUGUUGAGGCUGUUGUGAGCAAGGAGGACUUGGAGCUUUGCUCCGGUCUGAGUUGUCAGCCGGAACAAGCAGGCCUUGUGUGGUGA